AAACUUUACACCCCAGUGAAUAUUUUUUUUUUUUCCCCACUUGCAUUCAUUAGGUCAUAAUUUGCUUUCAAAUGUUCACACCUGUAGUUAGUUGUAAAUAAGAACUCUAUUUUUAAAAUAAUUACAUCCACACAGAUGCCUUUUCCGGACAGUGGCGUGGACAGCCCUGGGUUCAGUAGUACAGCAACCACUGAACUCAUAAGCCGUACAGACAGUGAGCACACCUCCUCCGCUGACGAGUGGGUCCAGCAGGGCCCCAAUCUUCCUCCUCUUUUCCCCCCUCAUCCACCUCCACCUCCACCUCCACCUCCACAUCUUCCCAUUUUACCUCCUUGGCAGGAUCUAGAAGAUGUAAUGGGAGUAUUAGAUGUAGCAUCUUAAACUCAUGUGCAACUGUCACUGUUUUGGUGAUGUUCUUCUUUCUCCUCUCUCUGCAGUAUUUUGCCGACGAUGAAGAAGAUUUUUAAUAAAUAUAUAUAUUUUUAAACUUAAAGAUCAUUAUGGUGUCUCUCAUUAUUACUGAUCAUAUAACAUUAUUACUGGUCUACACACAGAUUUCUCUGAAAAGAAAACCAGAGACAAUUUAAACUGGUUUCUUUUUUAUUAUUUAUUAUUAUUAUUAUUAUUAUUAUUAUUAUUAUUAUUAUUUUUUUUUUUUUUUUUUUUU
Molecule: messenger RNA, 667 nt
Organism: Cyprinus carpio (common carp)
Lineage: Eukaryota; Metazoa; Chordata; Actinopteri; Cypriniformes; Cyprinidae
Product: WASH complex subunit 1-like
Exons: 3
Coding region: 136-381 (81 amino acids)
Source: RefSeq, a predicted model, not a curated record